Cooperia oncophora is the source of this 384-nucleotide messenger RNA. The record is from the annotation of a GenBank genome assembly. NCBI's taxonomy places the organism in Eukaryota, Metazoa, Nematoda, Chromadorea, Rhabditida, Trichostrongylidae.
AUGUCCAUGCCGGAGACGGCCAAAUGGGUCUCGGCACUGUCAGACGAGCAGGCUGGUGUGUUCACGUUUUCUCAUUGCGUCUGUUUAUCCGACAUGUAUGGUGACGGCGAUACCAAACUCGUCCUAGCGCAUGUAGGCAGUUCAAGAUUCAACAUGCGUCUGAAGGUCUUCAAAGGUGUGACUGUGGUCGGAGAAAAUGCCUUGGCAGACAUGCCAACAGCAAUAGUGUCGUUCUAUAAUGAAAAAUACAACACACCAUCGGCACCAGUCCACAAGGUUGAACAGGAGGCAUGGACGAAAACUUGCGCCAAGCAACUCACGCAGGAUCAGUUGUUCACCGUCAUACAGAGCUUGGCAAAUGAGGUUAGUAUGACGGCAGAGUAG